Messenger RNA from Toxorhynchites rutilus septentrionalis, 1791 nucleotides. It is a transcript of the gene Mettl2, whose product is annotated as tRNA N(3)-methylcytidine methyltransferase Mettl2. Gene Ontology annotation, molecular function: tRNA (cytidine-N3)-methyltransferase activity. NCBI's taxonomy places the organism in Eukaryota, Metazoa, Arthropoda, Insecta, Diptera, Culicidae. The transcript has 3 exons. The coding region runs from base 237 to 1310 and encodes 357 amino acids. The record is from RefSeq and is a predicted model, not a curated record.
GCCGAACACUCAAAAACAUGUGUUCGGUUUGUUUUGAUUGUGUCCAAAAUAAAAUGUAUGUUUUAUCUUCUGCAUUCCAUCAACAUAAUUUAUUCAAUUACAACAUAGCUCAAUAAGUGCUUAUCAUUGUGGAAAGGAAGUUUCUUCAGUUUUCAUGGCAGGAACAGUUGAGCCAGCAGAAGAAGGCGCAACCAACACUAAGCGACCACAAUUCGGCAAUCGUUUUCUCUCGGAAGAUGACGAUGUAUUCCAGCAUAAUGCUUGGUAGGAACAUAUUUAUGAGAACGCGACAUACUUUAAAAUAUUUAAGGCGCUUGUGUGAUUAUGAGUUUACUCGUUUUCGGAAAAAGCCUCGUAUUGGAGAGCGUUUUCUCAAAGACCCGGCUAAGGUUUUUGAUUUCAACACAUGGGAUAAUGUCGAGUGGGACGACGAGCAAGAACAAGCUGCGCUGGAAAGCAUUCGGAAAAACUCUACCGUCAAGGUGAAGGAUGAUGAUGCAUUAAGAUUGGAAACAGAAGCCGAUCUCAAUUGGGAUAAAUUUUAUGGCAUUCAUCAGAAUCGUUUUUUUAAAGAUCGUCACUGGUUGUUCACGGAAUUCCCGGAACUGGCUCCUAGAAACACGAAAGGCGCACCUGAACGGGUCUUCCCUGUGGGAGUGGAUGAAGUUAGUGCGCAAGUAAAGAAUCUUUCUCUGGAACCGACUGACAAGCGAACGAUCUUUGAAAUCGGAUGUGGAGUUGGCAAUACAGUUUUUCCCAUUCUCAAAUACAGUGUAGAAGAAAAUCUUAAAAUCUACGCCAGCGAUUUUUCCAAGCAAGCGAUUCAGAUACUGAAGGAAAGCAAAGAGUUUGACGAGAAGCGGUGCGAAGCCUUUGUGCUCGAUGCUACGGCUGAUGAGUGGAAUGUUCCAUUUGAAGAAAAUAGCGUCGAUAUUGUCGUACUGAUAUUUGUUCUCUCGGCGAUAAAUCCAGAAAAGAUGAAACACGUAGCUAAUCAAAUUUACCGCUACCUCAAACCAGGAGGGCAAUUGCUGCUACGAGACUAUGGCAGAUAUGAUCUUGCCCAGUUACGAUUCAAACCAGGCAAAUGCCUUAAGGAUAAUUUUUAUGUUCGAGGCGAUGGUACACUUGUCUACUUUUUCACACAAGACGACCUUCGUACGUUAUUUCAAAAUGCGGGUCUUAUCGAAGAGCAAAACAUCGCCGACCGAAGGCUGCAAGUCAAUCGAGGGAAGAUGUUGAAAAUGUAUCGAAUUUGGGUGCAGGUGAAAUUUAGGAAACCAUUGAAGAGCGAUAUUAAAAAUGAAUAAAUAUGUACCAAUGACAAUUUUCCAAAUGUUUGUUUUCGAUUUCGAUAUGUAUCAACAAUGAUUUAAAGAUAACAAGUUUGACAGAGUUUCCAAAUUAGGAGUUUCAUUCUUUUGCUGUUGCUUAAUCAAAAAUCGAUAAGUUGUUCACACUAAUAUUAUUAGUUCAAUUAACAAGUGAUUUACAAGAACAAAUUAUAAGGUUCGACUUGUACUUUUUUCCACAACUUCGAGUGGACACGUUAUUUCACUUCAAGUUCCAUUUUUGGGAGGUCCGAUAUUUUUUUUUACAUUUUUUUCAAAAAUUACUUUUUUUCUUAAAUACAUGACUACUGGACCGAUUCUGAUAAUCGAAACAUCGAACUAAAGUCUAUUAGUUAGUCUUUUUUUUUUAAAGUUUGGAAUUAGCCAAAAUUAGGAUUUUGUUAUUGAUUGUAUUUGUUUUUUUAUGGUUUCGACACCGAAUGCACUAUAUUUUCUACCU